Monoraphidium neglectum is the source of this 2478-nucleotide messenger RNA. RefSeq lists its product as hypothetical. Gene Ontology annotation, molecular function: alpha-L-arabinofuranosidase activity; xylan 1,4-beta-xylosidase activity. NCBI's taxonomy places the organism in Eukaryota, Viridiplantae, Chlorophyta, Chlorophyceae, Sphaeropleales, Selenastraceae. Bases 1 to 2478 code for a protein of 825 amino acids. Gene Ontology annotation, biological process: arabinan catabolic process; xylan catabolic process. The record is from RefSeq and is a predicted model, not a curated record. The transcript has 14 exons. Gene Ontology annotation, cellular component: plant-type cell wall.
AUGUGGAUGGCGCUUGUGGUAGUCACAGCCCUGCUGUCUCGAAGCGCCCUGGCCGAUGUUGCGGACGCCGGCGCCGCGGAGGCAGAGGCGCCACGGGGAGCCCGCGCGCUGUCGCCCGGCUUCCUGCCGAUCAAUGCCCGCACGCCAGACACCGUGGUCGCCGCGGCGGCGGCAUCAACCCCCAAGUGGAAGGAUGCAGCGGUGCCGGCAGCAGAGCGUGCCGCCGACCUGGUUGAGAAGCUGACAUUGCAGGAGAAGCUGACCCUCCUUAGCAACAAGCAGCAGGCGGUGCCGCGGCUGGGCCUCAAGGCAUUUGAUUUCCUGACUGAGUGCCUGCACGGGCUCUGGGAGACCAACCCCUACACCAAGCAGCCGCCGACAAUUUUCCCUCAGCCGCUGGUCAUGGCGUCGACGUUUGACCGGCUGCUGGUCAAACGCGUGUUCGAUGCGGUCAGCACUGAGAUGCGGGCGAAAAACAAUUUCGAAGUCAAGAGCAAGGGCGUCAGUAGGGCGCUGACCUGCUGGACCCCCCACAUGAACAUCCUGCGGGACCCGCGGUGGGGCCGCGGCAGCGAGACCUGGGGCGAGGACCCCCACCUGUCGUCGGUGAUGGCGGCGCACGUCGUCAGGGGCCUGCAGGGGGAGGACCCCAAUUAUGUCAAGGUUGCUGCCACCUGCAAGCACUUUUACGGCUACUCGUUUGAGAUGGCAGACGGCCAGAGCCGCUACUCAUUCAACGCGCGCAUCGACCCCGUGGAUGCGGCCGACACCUACCUGCCGGCCUUCGACGCCUGCAUCCGCGCGGCCCGCACCCAGGGCGUCAUGUGCGCGUACAACGCGGUCGAUGGCGUGCCCAUGUGCGCCAACAAGCCGAAGCUCCAGGGCCUGCUGCGGGACAAGUGGGGAUUCGACGGUUACGUGGUGUCGGACUGCAACGCGGUGCAGGGGCUGGUGUGGGGCCACAAGACGGCGCGCGACGAGCCGGCGGCCAUCGCGCAGGCGAUCAAGGCGGGCACGGACCUGCUCUGCGACAACAUGGACUCCCAAAAGGCCGCGUCCCAGGCGCUGUCUCAGGGCCUCCUGACAGAGGCAGACAUCGAUUCGGCCCUCAACCACACCAUGGGCGUCCGCAUCAGGACCGGCCAGUUUGACCCACCGUCUUCCAUGCCAUGGGCGGGCGCUGAACUGGACAAGGUCAACUCGGCAGGCCACAAGGAGCUGGCGCGCAGCGUCGCGCGGAAGGGCAUCGUCCUGCUGAAGAACGAGCCGGCCCUCAACGCCACCAGCAGGAUGCUGCCGCUGGCAAAGGACAAGCUCAAGAAAGUCUGCGUCGUGGGGCCCCUGGCUGACAGCGCUGAGCACAUGAUGGGCAACUACUAUGGCGCGUGGGACAAGGGCGCCAGCACCCCUCUGGCCGCCAUCAAGGCGGAGCUCGCCGGCGCGACCGUGGCUGUGACUACGGACAACACCAUGCGCACCAUGGCCUGGAACUACUACGACUGGCCCCUGGAGAGCGCCCUGCAGUCCUGCGACGGCGCCGACGCGGCGCUGGUGUUCCUGGGCGCCUCCAUCAUCAGCACGCCCCUCACUCCCGCCCAGAAGGACAGCCGCCUCUCAUACCGCCCCGUCUCAGAGGGCGAGGGCUUUGACCGAGAGGGCCUCGGCCUGCCCGGCCGCCAGCUUGACCUGGUCAAAGCGCUCGCGCGCCGCAGCCCCGCGACGCCCAUUGCGCUGGUGGUGAUGAACGGCGGCCCGGUAGACCUGUCGUGGGCGCAGGGCAGCCCCAGCGUGGCGGCCAUCAUGGCGGCCGGCUUCCCUGGGCAGGAGGGCGGCCGCGCCGUGUCGGACCUGCUGUUCGGCCGCGCCUCCCCCAGCGGCCGCCUGCCCAACACCUGGUACCGCGAGGCCUUCAUCGCGGCGGCGCCCAUGGAGGAGUUUGGCAUGCGGCCCGACGCCGCCAAGGGGUACCCUGGCCGCACCUACCGCUUUGUGGAGGACCCCAAGUAUGUGCUCUACCCCUUUGGCCACGGCCUCUCCUACGCCACCUUUAGCUACUCUGCCAUGAGCGUCGCGCCAACUACGGACGCGGGCGGCAAGUGCGCAGGCUACGACCACGCUGCCUACUGCGUCAGCGUCACCGUGCGCAACACCGGUGCAAUGGCGGGCGAGGAGGUCGUGCUCUUGUACGUCUCCCACGCCGAAAAGGCGGGCACCGGCGGCUACCCGCUGCGCAGCCUGCGCGCCUUCACGCGCACGCGCGCGCUCGCGCCGGGGGAGUCGCAGGCGGUCGUGCUGCCGCUGCGGACCGCAGACUUCACGCUCCCUCGGCCGGAGGACGGGGCGCUGGUGGCGCGCCUGGGCACGUGGCGCGCCCAGAUUAGUGGCCUCACUGUGGACGUCCCCAUCGCCAGGGGCCAGCUCGACCUCUCCGCCACCACGGCUGAGUGGCCCGCGCAGGCGCCGGCCGGCGGCGAGUGA